Molecule: messenger RNA, 2922 nt
Organism: Monosiga brevicollis MX1
Lineage: Eukaryota; Choanoflagellata; Craspedida; Salpingoecidae
Exons: 21
Coding region: 1-2922 (973 amino acids)
Molecular function (GO): metal ion binding; protein binding
Source: RefSeq, a predicted model, not a curated record
AUGUUCAGUUGCUUGUAUCGGAUCGCAAAGUGUGAGGUGGCGAGUGAGAAGUCAAGCAUCGACUUGCGGGGCAUGGCCGCCAACGCUCCUUGCCGCCCGCUCAGUGACUUGAGCAAUAAGCUGCGUCGGCUCAUCAAGCCCAAUGAGACAAUCAACGGCGCCAACUUUCCACGCUUGUGGAAGCUUAAAUUUGAUGAGAACUUUAGCGUUCGUCUUUAUGGUUCUCACUUUCAGAAGCUUGCCGACUUGUUGCGUGAAGUUCCGGAAGUUGUCAUGUGCGACGUACAAAACGGCGUUUUGACCAUUCAGCUGUCAAACACGCCUGGUGCCGCUCAACACUGCCGACCCAAACCUCGGGUGGUUCCGGCCUAUGGCUUGUACAAAAUGUGCCACGACUAUCCAAACUGUCCCCGUGGCAAGAGUUGCACCUUUGCGCACGGCGCACAAGAACAAGCCGAGUGGAACAAGCUGCUAAAGCAGAAGCGUAACAACAAUCAAACGUCCCAGCCCUACGAAGCAAGUCUUGAAAACAACAAAUAUGACCCUGCUUGGACUUGUGAGAGAUGCCACCGCCCCAACUAUGCGCAUCGUGAAGUGUGUCACGGCUGUGGCGCUGCGGGCAAGCUUGAAGACAUCAAGCCGAUGCACCGCCCCCCUGUGCCUCUUCCAUUGUUGGCUCGCGACUUCCAUGAUAGAAUUAUGGAUGACGUGAUUGUCGAAUCUGUCGCGCCCAUUUACAACCCGGCCAUCCAGCCGGUGCCGCGCUCGGCUGUUGCUGGCACCAAACCUGUUGUUUGGAAUAUUCGGGAGUAUGCUGCCUUACAACGCUGCCUCAUCGUCGAGCUGCAACACUCUGGUAAUCAGCUGGGCUUGCAGAAAAAUGCUCUUAUUUUCGAGGUCAAGUUGGAUCAUGAGCACAAGCACGUUGGGAUCAAUCUCGCUGUCAAUCGCACCACUGGUGAGAAGGUUUCUGCAGUGUCGAAUGCGACCGUAAUUGAACCCAAGCCAAGCCUGCAAACACAGAGCCCGCCCGUCGUUGAUUCCGCGUCCCGAACUCAAGUGUUGAGCCAGAUCACGCAGCAAGUACAAGCAACCGGUCGCUUCACCCAGGAUGAUGCUUCACGUUUGCAGCUGGCAAAUGUCAGUGUCAAUGAUCUGGCCUUGCCAGCACCCGUCUUGGUCUUCUUGAUUGAGCGCGGCGCCCCGGUGAAGCAGUUGGAGCCGGCGCUCAAGGCUGGAGCAUACGUCAACGCGCAGGACAAGGGCGGCCAGACCGCGCUGCACGUGGCGGCACUGUCUCAAAAGGACGAGAUUGUGUUGCGACUCAUCAAGGAGAACGCCAAUAUUGACGCGCGCGAUCUUGACAAGUGGACGCCGCUGCACCUGGCUGCACUGCACUGCCACUGGUCUACCGUCGCCCUGCUUGCCUCCUCAGGAGCUGAUGUGAAUGCCACUGAUGGGCAAGGCGUGGCUCUGGUUCACCGUGCUGCCAUCAGCGGCGACUUGGAUGUCCUCAAGUUUGUGCGAGACCUUACACGUGGAACUUUGACCUUGCGAGAUUCGGCUGGUCGUACAAUUCUGCACUAUGCUGACCAAACCACGGACGUCAAGUUUAUCCGCGAAGUGGAGACUCUGCUUGGGACAGAUUUCGUACAAGCGGCGCGAGCUCGACACUCGGGGGCAGCUGCGUCGACAGAAAGCCAGUCGCGCGCACCACGAUCAACCGACCCGAGCCUUGCAGAACCAACAUGGCACCCUCGUGAUCGAGUAGUUUGGCCCGCAAUCAGUCAUGAUGUGCCAGUGUCUUUUGAUUUCGACGACGACCCCUUGGAGUGGAAUGUAGAACAAACCAUGCGCAGCAUGUUGGAUGAUGAUGUUCCCGGGCCUUUGGACAGUCUGGCCGCCCUACCCCCGCUGAAUACUGGCAAUCAACAGCUUCAUGGCCUCGGCCCAGAUUCAAUGGCUGCCUCUGCUUGGGGCCAAUCUGAUGCGAGCCCGAAAGAUAUGGCUAAAGGCGUGUGGGACUUGUCCGAGUUUGAUUCCGCGCCGCCGGCUUUGGAUGGACCGCCGCUCAUGGCUGGACUGGAUGAUGAUAAUUACACCUUUGAAGAGCUUGAGGAUAUUUUGAAUGACCCUACUGCUCUUCAGAAUGCAGUAGACAAGGCUUGUGAUCUGACACAAAGCAACCACAAGGGCCAGACGCUGGCACACUUGGCUUGCAAGCGCAAACUGGUUGAUGCGUUGCGCAUCUUGGUCCACUCUGGGGCGGAGGUAGCAGCCAAGGACCACGACGGGAAUACGUGCCUACACGUAGCCGCUCAAUAUGGUUUUGUUGCGGCUUUUGAGGAAGUCGAUCGUUCCAGCACGCGAGACAGCAUGCGAGACAAUUGGCUGGCUGUGCGCAAUAACAAAGGCUUCACCUGUGCACAUGUGGCCGUCAAGCAUGAGCAAGCCUCUGUGUUGACGGCGUUGAACACGAUUUCUCCCAAUACACUUGUGCUGGGCGACGCCGACGGCAACACGCCCUUGAUGCUGGCUUUAGAAGCGAUUCCGCCGAUCCCUUGCUAUAAGGAUUUGCUUAUCAUGAGCACUAGCGCCUUGCUGGAGAAGACGAAUCAGCAGCGGGAGACUGCUUUGGGAAUCGCCCUACGCCAACGGCAUGUGGAAGCAGCCAAGGAGCUGCUGCUGCAAGGUGCCUCACCCAACACACAAGACGUGCGAGGCAACUGCCCUCUACACUGGGCUGUUAAGCACCAGAUUGUGCAUUUGGUUAAACUGCUGUUGGAUAAGGGUGCUCGUACGGAUAUGCGGGAUGCCGAUGGCUGCCAGCCCAUCGACCUCCCUGAGGCUUCGGCCAAUGCCGUUAUCGGCAAGCGAUUGGAAAUGUGCGAUAUCACACCCCGUUAUGAGCUCCUGGGGUAG